Ceratitis capitata (Mediterranean fruit fly) is the source of this 859-nucleotide messenger RNA. RefSeq lists its product as uncharacterized. The transcript has 2 exons. NCBI's taxonomy places the organism in Eukaryota, Metazoa, Arthropoda, Insecta, Diptera, Tephritidae. Bases 49 to 789 code for a protein of 246 amino acids. The record is from RefSeq and is a predicted model, not a curated record.
AAAAUCGAUAAACACACUUUUGUUAAUAUUUGUUAAAUAUAAAACAUAAUGGCUGAUGGUGAUAAUUCAAAUGCUCUUUACGAUAUUAUUCGUAAGGAGCUCAACUUAAUAAUCAGUGAUGGCGACACGUCUACGAAAAAUAUUCAUUCGGCAAGAAUUGCAAAGAAUAAAUUUGAGGAUGAUAAAUGUCUUAAGCAACAAGAGACUACCGAGGUUACUGACAAUUUAAUUAAUUAUUCAGACACUUUCAAGGAGGUACCGUCCGCUAGGGAACAUCUUUCCACGCUCCUCUCAAGCAAAAUUUUACAGUUACCUUCUAAUGAAGCCCCAGGUGCCGCAAUUGACACUGAUCUUCAAAAAAUGCGCUUCGACUUGCAACAAAGCUACGAGCUCUUUCAGGCAAUGGGUGAACGAUUUCAAGCUAUUAAUUUUCGUUCACUCAAACGUCGUAUUAAAGAUAUGAACUUGAACAAAAGUGAUCGAUCAAGUAAAUUAGAACAAGAAGUUAAGGAUGUGUUGAAAAAGCACUAUGACGAUAACACACUGAGCAGCUUAACAACUGAGAUGGGCGUUAGGUUUCAACAGCAUCCAGGCGAGUUUGGCAAUAUACCCGAAUUGAGUGAGUUUUUUCAAACUUGCACGCAAUUACAACACGGUUUAGAACAAAUAAAGCGACAGCGACAAUCCGUUAGUAAAUUAACGAAACGUAUAACUAAUGCUACGGAAGCUUCAUACAAGCGUAUCGAUCAUAUUCAUUCCAUUAUGAGCACCAGAAAAUCGGGCAAAUGAUCAUUACAAAAGGACUAAUGUAAAAAUCUAAUUUCCUUGUCUUAUAUAAAUUUAUACAUUCAUACAUAUA